AUUUACAAAUUCUUCAACAGUUUUCAAAAUAUAUUGGAGGAUUCUCCAUAUCUUCUUUUUCAUUGAAAAAUGUGAAUCACUUUAUGGCUAUUCCGCAUGGAUACGCACUGCGCGUAACGCACGACUGGUCUCUCUCUCUCUUCCGUUACCUUGUGCCCGCCGCUGUACCGUCGACUGGAGACGCCGACCAGGAAGCCGACGCCGCCAUCUUCCUCGUUCUCCGCCGCUAUUUCCGUCCGCGCAUCGCCGAAGGAGAGGAGCAACCGUCCGUUCUCUCGCUCGUCUCCGCCGACCAGGGCAGCGCCGCGACUCGCCGUCGACUUCAGGAGUUCCGGCGACAUUCUCCUCUUUUUCCUCCGUCGCGUGCAGCAGGCCGGCGAUACCAGGGAGGAGUUGCAGCGGCGAGUCCUUCCCAAUCCAAGGUUGAAUUCAUCAAAUUUCGAGGUAGGAACACAGAUUUGGAUGGGCAACCCGGAGGGCAGUGAAGUGGUGGUGUGGCGUGGAUGGCUCUUGUUUACUUUAAUAAUUAAAGUACAUUAUUUUAUUUGAUUAUAUGGACUGUUGGUCAUUACUUUGGUUUUCUUAUGCUUCCGCGACAUUUGGAUUUAUUUAAUCACUCCAAUGAACUAUGGUUUCGUUU
Messenger RNA from Cuscuta campestris, 640 nucleotides. NCBI's taxonomy places the organism in Eukaryota, Viridiplantae, Streptophyta, Magnoliopsida, Solanales, Convolvulaceae. The record is from the annotation of a GenBank genome assembly.